AUGCCAACAAUCGCCCAGCUACGCGCCGAGAUCGAUCGGCUGAACCAAGCGAUGGCUGACCGUACGAAAGUGCCGAACCAUCUGCCCAAGUUCACGGGCAAGAGGGGGGAAGACGUCCGCGAAUGGCUGUUCCAGAUCGAGAACGCCUGCCGCAUCAACAACAUUCCAAUUGAAGACACGAGCGCGCGUCUUCCUGGAAUCGCCGGAUCGGCAAUGGAAAAGCCGGCGUCCGGAUGGUUCCUGCACUGGUCUUCGACAACUCGAGCGGAGGAGCACACGUGGGGGAUUUUCCGUGAGCAUGUGCUCCAACACUUCGAAGCGUCGAAUUACCAGUCUGUCCUGCACAAGCGGAAGUCGUCCACAGAUCAAGCGCCGAGUCACGACAAGUCGUUCAAGGAAAAAGCGUUCCGUGGUAAAGGGCGUUUCAAACCGAAGACUAACCCGAAACGAGCCGAAGGUCGUACCUGUUUCCACUGCAAGAAACCUGGCCACAUCAAGGCCAACUGCUUCCUUUGGAAAAAGGAGCAAGAAAAGCAGGGAAACGGGCAACCACGUCAGUGA
Molecule: messenger RNA, 561 nt
Organism: Phytophthora nicotianae INRA-310
Lineage: Eukaryota; Oomycota; Peronosporomycetes; Peronosporales; Peronosporaceae
Exons: 2
Coding region: 1-561 (186 amino acids)
Molecular function (GO): nucleic acid binding; zinc ion binding
Source: RefSeq, a predicted model, not a curated record